AUCUAACCGUUGGCAAAUCGGGAUAAGACACGCCCCGUCCAAUUACCUGUUAAUAUUAACUGGCGGCCCACUUGGCUGACCCCCGACUGGCUGACCCAACUGGCUGAGCGGGCGCACUCAUCUCCCAGGGGCACACACCAGGCACCAGGCAACAGCAACAGCAGCACCACAACAGCCGCACAAUGGGCAAGAAGAACUCCAAAUUGAAGCAGGAUACCAUUGAUCGUCUGACAACGGACACAUACUUUACCGAAAAGGAAAUACGUCAAUGGCACAAAGGUUUUCUCAAAGACUGCCCGAACGGUCUGCUGACUGAACAAGGAUUCAUCAAAAUUUACAAGCAGUUUUUCCCAGACGGUGAUCCCAGUAAAUUUGCCUCGUUGGUAUUUCGAGUAUUCGAUGAGAACAAUGAUGGAGCUAUUGAAUUUGAGGAAUUCAUACGUGCGCUGUCCAUAACAUCGCGUGGAAAUCUGGAUGAGAAACUGCACUGGGCCUUCCGUCUCUAUGACGUCGACAACGAUGGCUACAUCACGCGAGAGGAAAUGUACAAUAUUGUCGAUGCAAUUUAUCAAAUGGUGGGCCAACAGCCGCAGACGGAGGAUGAGAAUACGCCGCAGAAGCGUGUCGACAAGAUCUUCGAUCAAAUGGACAAGAAUCACGACGAUCGGCUAACCUUGGAAGAGUUUCGUGAGGGUAGUAAAGCUGAUCCACGUAUAGUUCAGGCGUUAAGUUUAGGUGGUGAUUAACCAAUGGAGUAAUUGUAAUUCGAGAUUGUCACCGAGUUGGAAGACAACGAAUUCGUGCACAAUAAAUCUGAAUAUGGUUCGAUGAUAUAUACAAACAAA
This is a messenger RNA of Drosophila navojoa, 845 nucleotides long. Its product is annotated as frequenin-2. The record is from RefSeq and is a predicted model, not a curated record. Gene Ontology annotation, molecular function: calcium sensitive guanylate cyclase activator activity; calcium ion binding. Lineage: Eukaryota; Metazoa; Arthropoda; Insecta; Diptera; Drosophilidae.